Messenger RNA from Clarias gariepinus (North African catfish), 1401 nucleotides. It is a transcript of the gene tmem45b, whose product is annotated as transmembrane protein 45B. The record is from RefSeq and is a predicted model, not a curated record. The coding region runs from base 273 to 1112 and encodes 279 amino acids. Lineage: Eukaryota; Metazoa; Chordata; Actinopteri; Siluriformes; Clariidae. The transcript is spliced from 8 exons.
CACGCACGCACGCACGCAUACAGGCGCGAGCUCCAGUUUUGCCUCCGGGGUGUCAACGCAGAUCAAAGCUCAGAGCGAAAAACCUGCAAAAGACAAAACUUAUAGCGAAUAGCACAGAUCUGAAAUUAAACCGAGGGAAAGUUUUAUGUUGCUGAUGCUGGAGGUCUGAUGUUGAGGCAGUGCACAGGUGUACAGUACACAGACUGUUGCUUUUAACCCCAAGGUGUAAGGAGGACAUGCUGACAGGAAGAACUAGAAGCAGAUAAUAAAAUAUGGCCAACUUUAAAGGACAUGCACUGCCUGGCACUUUCUUUUUCUUGUUUGGUUUCUGGUGGUCUUUGAAAUAUCCACUGCGACACAGCUGGAAGAAGAAGCUUCAUGGCACAAGGCAAAGUCUGCCUCCGUUCUUUAACAGGAUAGACCUAAUUGAGGGGAGCCUAAAGAUCUUUUUCGCAUUUGUUGGGAUUAUGGCCGAGCAGUUUGUACCCGACGGACCUCAUGCUCACCUUUAUAAUGAAGGGUGGGUGAAACUAAUGAACUGGCAACACAGCACCAUGUACCUCUUCUUUGGUAUCUCUGGCAUUGCAGAUGUUCUCACCAUGUCCUCACUUCCUGUCCCAGCUGGACUUGACCGACUUGGCCUCUCUAUCGCUCUCUUUGUAGAAGGAUUCCUUUUCUAUUUCCACUUACACAGUCGGCCUUCUCUAGACCAGCACAUUCACUCGUUGCUGCUAGUGGUUGUAUUUGGUGGUGCAGCCAGCACUAUGAUUGAGGUCUUCCUGCGGGAUAAUAUUCUGCUUGAGGUGUUCAGGAGCAGCCUCGCUAUUCAGCAAGGCACCUGGUUUUAUCAGAUUGGUUUUGUGUUGUAUCCCCUAAAUGGAGUUGAGUGGGAGCUGGAAGACCAUGGAAACAUCAUGUUUAUUACUAUGUGCUACUGUUGGCAUUAUGCAGUAGCAUUACUUAUUGUGGGCGUGAACUAUAGCGCUGUGUGGUGGGUCACAAACAGGUACAGUGGAAGGCAGAGGACGGACUUAGAAAUUGGCCUCAGGAAAACCACUAACUCGGAUGCUAGUUCCCAGAAAGCUUUGCUCCAGGAAUCAGAUGAGGAAUAGACUUCUGAUAACUAGCAUAUGUAGUGUUCAGGUAAUAUCAGUAAAAACCAGUAGAGGUGUGAGCAAGAUUUUAAAUUAUACUCCCACAGGUACUCGGACCAAUCACAUCUGCUUCUUCGGAAUUACUGACAAAACUACCUGCUCCAACAGGAAUUUUGACCUUCACUUGCUCUUGCAUUUUUGUUUGUAUUAGUGUACAACAUUCUCUUCCUAGUUGUUAUGUUUACUAGAGUAAAGCAGUUACUAUGGAUAAAUCUAGACAUAAACACCCUGCUGCAUUCCAUACACA